Messenger RNA from Sinocyclocheilus rhinocerous, 4028 nucleotides. RefSeq names its product neuropilin-2-like. The coding region runs from base 541 to 3324 and encodes 927 amino acids. Lineage: Eukaryota; Metazoa; Chordata; Actinopteri; Cypriniformes; Cyprinidae. Gene Ontology annotation, cellular component: postsynaptic membrane; glutamatergic synapse; axon. Gene Ontology annotation, molecular function: semaphorin receptor activity; vascular endothelial growth factor receptor activity. Gene Ontology annotation, biological process: angiogenesis; vascular endothelial growth factor signaling pathway; axon guidance. The transcript has 17 exons. The record is from RefSeq and is a predicted model, not a curated record.
ACACACACACACACACUCGCACAUACACACGCGCUGUCACAGCUCUGCGCGAGCACAGCAGUGCGCUACAACACGCUUCUGUGCGCAACGCAAUUCCACUCCUGUCUGGCAGUUUGGACAAAACUUGGUGCCUCCCGAGUAUGACUGACUGACUUACGAGAGCAAGACGAUAUCAGAACAUUUAAACCAGGAGGGCAGCGUGUUUUAAGCGGACGAUUAAGGGAGAGAUCAAUGGAGCGCAAUAACGCACGCAAAUCCAUGACAGCUGAAGACCUCUAAUUUAGUAUUAUUCGAGGUAAAGCCGACAAAGCAUGACUUUAUGAGAACAUGAAAUAGCUAGAUCAUGUCAUGCGUAGUUUGCAUUUGCUGUGCGCAAUUGGCUCAACAGAACUGCAUUUGAAUAUGACAUUCUGAGCACUAAAAAGGCAAAAAGGCUUGUUUUCUUUUCUUUUCUCACUCUGUAUUAUCGGCGUUUGUUCCUUGAAGAAGAUCACUAGUUGAAUACAGGUCACUUCUUCAAGGCAGCGCAUUUUUGGAAAGAUGGAUUUCUGGAUAUCUCACCAAGGGAUUGCAUUUAUGUUUUGCUUCGUUCUGAAUGUCGGCGCAACAGAAAUUGAGACAUGCGGAGGCCAGCUGGAUGCCAGUAAUGCUGGUUACAUCACAUCUCCAGGAUACCCUCUGGAAUACCCACCCCAUGAGAGCUGCCAGUGGGUGAUCAGCGCACCCGAACCCUCUCAGCGCAUCGUGCUAAACUUCAACCCCCACUUUGAGCUGGAACGACUGGAUUGCAGGUAUGACUUCAUAGAGAUCCGAGAUGGGAAUUCUGAGUCCGCGGACCUGCUGGGAAGGCACUGCAGUAACAUUGCUCCUCCUGCCAUCAUUUCCUCAGGUCCUGUCAUCCACAUCAAGUUUGUGUCUGAUUACGUGCACCAGGGUGCCGGCUUCUCCCUGCGCUACGAGAUCUACAAGACUGGAGCCGAACACUGUUUCCGAAAUUUCAGCGCUCCAACCGGAGUGAUUGAGUCUCCUGGUUUCCCUGACAAGUACCCUCAUAAUUUGGAGUGCUCCUUCAUCAUCAUCUCUCCUCCUCAGACGGAGGUCACACUCACCUUCCUGACCUUUGACCUGGAAAACGACCCUUUGCUGAUGGGGGAAGGAGAAUGCAAGUAUGACUGGCUGGACGUUUGGGAUGGCCUGCCACAAGUGGGACCUCUGAUCGGACGAUACUGUGGGACGAAAAUCCCUCCAGAGAUCCAGUCUUCCACAGGCCUUCUGUCGCUUUCCUUCCACACUGACAUGGCUGUGGCCAAAGAUGGUUUCUCUGCCCGCUAUAACAUUACUCGCAAGGAAAUUAGUGAGACAUUUCACUGUAGCAAUGCAUUUGGAAUGGAGUCUGGUAAGAUCUCUGAUGAUCAGAUUUCGGCGUCCAGCUCAUUUUAUGAUGGUCGCUGGCAGCCCCGUCAGGCACGUCUGAACAACGAGGACAACGCUUGGACACCUGCUGAGGACAGCAACAAGGAAUACAUACAGGUGGAUCUUCACUUCCUCAAGGUACUGACCGGGAUCGCUACCCAAGGAGCCAUUUCCAAGGAGACCCAGAAGUCCUACUACGUCACCACCUUCAAACUGGAAGUCAGCACUAAUGGAGAGGACUGGAUGAUCUAUCGGCACGGCAAAAACCAUAAGAUUUUCCAUGCCAAUACUGACCCAUCUGAGGUGGUUUUGAAUCGUAUUCCUCAGCCCGUUCUGGCUCGGUUUGUUCGUAUUCGACCACAGAUCUGGAAUAACGGCAUUGCACUACGCUUUGAGCUUUACGGCUGCCAAAUUACAGACGCUCCUUGUUCGGAGCUGCAGGGAAUGCUGUCCGGGCACCUCCCUGAUUCCCAGAUCUCAGCCUCCUCGGUGAGGGACCUUCACUGGGCUCCUGGAGCAGCACGUCUUGUGGCCAGCAGAUCAGGUUGGUUUCCCGGCCCUGCCCAGCCUAUAGCUGGAGAAGAAUGGCUACAAGUGGACCUCGGGACACCCAAGACAGUGCGAGGAGUGAUAACCCAAGGAGCACGGAGCGGGGAAGGAGGAACCAGCUCAGAGAACCGGGCUUUCGUUCGGAAGUACCGUCUAGCACACAGCCUGAAUGGGAAAGACUGGAACUUUGUAAUGGAUAGCAAGACUAGCAUGCCCAAGCUUUUUGAGGGGAACACACACUAUGACACCCCAGAGCUGAGGCGUUUUGAGGAACUGGCUGCACAGUUUAUCCGCAUCUAUCCAGAGCGCUGGUCUCCAGCAGGGAUCGGAAUGAGAAUGGAAGUCCUGGGCUGCAACCUGCCAGAAACCUCCACACCAGCUGUAGAGACAUCCAAACCAACUCAAGCCUCCACUGUAGAAACCAGCACAAUGCAGAAACCCAGUCCAGUUACCAGCGCUGCCCUGCCGUCUCACAAAGGUCUGUGUGAUUUUGAGCAAGGAUUGUGUGGUUGGACCCUUGACCCGGAUUCUGACCUCAGCUGGGCGCUACACAGUUCUAGUAAAAGCACUGCCUUGGGUCAGAGUCAAGAUCUCUCCAUGUGCUCAAACAGUUUGGGAAACUACCUGUACAUUGAGGCCAGUCCUGAGACGCAAGGCCAGAAAGCCCGGCUGUUCAGUCCCAGUGUGGAUCCCGACACCGGACCUCUCUGCCUGAUGUUCUCCUAUCAGCUGGAGGAUCAGGGAACCCUGAGGGUCCUGCUGCAGAACAAACACCAAGAGGAAACCCUGCUCUGGUCCCUCCGUGGAGACCAGGAGCCCAUCUGGAAAGAAGGACGGACCAUCAUACCUCGAUCUCCUAAUGCAUUUCAGGUGGUAAUCGAAGGAUUUUUUGAGGGUACCAAAGGCCACAUCUGGAUCGAUAACAUCCACAUGAGUGUGAACACACCACUGGAGGAGUGUACUCAGCCUUUUGCCGCGUUCCCUCCAGACAUGACCGUUAAAAAACCAGCGGUCGGAAAUGGGCGUCUCUUCAAUGGGAAGGACCACAUAAAUGCAGGUUUCCAGUUUCCAGAGUGGAGCACAGCCGAAACGCCAUCAGAGCCUCCGGUGACACGUGUGGUCGAUAAGGACAACACUUGGCUGUAUUCUCUGGACCCCAUUCUCCUGACCAUCAUCGUCAUGAGCUCUCUGGGCGUUCUUCUAGGUGCCGUGUGCGCUGGCCUCCUUCUUUACUGCACCUGCUCGUAUGGCGGCUUGACGUCACGCUCGUCCACCACUUUGGAGAACUACAACUUCGAGCUGUAUGAUGGGAUUAAGCACAAAGUAAAGCUUAACCAACAGCGCUGCUGCUCCGAGGCUUGAGGAGAACAGAUGGGGAGAUAUCAAGUAUCCUAAAAUGACCUCAAAGUAACCCGAUUUGACUCUUUGAAGAGACGAGCCUCAUCUCUUAGUAUUCCUGGAAUGCAUGUCCAUCUCAGCUGGAGAGCUCCUAGACUUAACUUCUCCUGGAGCUUAUUUUCCAAGCAGUUGUGCUUAUUCAGCUCUAACGCUGCUGCCAAGGACUUCCUCGUCUUUCACUGGAUUACAUCAAAAGUGGAGAGUUUGGUGCCACAAGGAUUGAAACCCUUUCCAGGGCUCAGCCUCAAAAUAAAUGUCGAUACAUAUCAAUGUUCUCCUAUUCCAAAAAGAUGAGAGUAUAUCAGUUUAGAUUUCUAAGAGGUCUAGUUUUUAAAAUGGGAGAUCUGUGACUGGACUUUAGAGCCACAAACGUCUGCCCACCAUCAUUCCCAAAAGUACAUUUUGUGGCCUAGGAUGUGGUGCAUUGUUUUUAAAGGCUUUGAUGGGUUUAAUGUUGCUUUAUUGUUGCUUUAUUGUUUUUCCCUCGCAGAGAAGUUCAGUAGCCCAGGGUGAUUAUACGUCAUUAUUAUUGUGUGUUUACAACCCAUUGCUUUCAGCCAACCAUUUUGUUUCUCUUGUCAGUCUGACAGAAAUGGAAAUGGAAAAGUAAGACAGAUCGAGGGUUCUUAGAUUUAGUUUUCGGCAAAGUGUGUUUUGUGGAUUGUGUU